This is a messenger RNA of Aspergillus niger, 402 nucleotides long. RefSeq lists its product as uncharacterized. Bases 1 to 402 code for a protein of 133 amino acids. The transcript is spliced from 7 exons. Lineage: Eukaryota; Fungi; Ascomycota; Eurotiomycetes; Eurotiales; Aspergillaceae. The record is from RefSeq and is a predicted model, not a curated record.
AUGAUGGGAGUACUACUUGUGUAUAUUUUAGUUGCUUACCUCAUUAACUACUUAGAACAAGAAUCCCCUUUCCUAUACGGAGUACUUAUAUCCGCUUACUCACCCCACACGGACUCCCAAGAUAUUUAUGAUCUGACCCCAGACAUGACAGAUCUCAAGCAAGGCGUGCGAAUCCCCAAAAAGGGGGAAUAUAGAUCGCUAGUUCAGUCAAGAUCUGUUAAUUCUGUUAGUUGGGGUACGGAGAAUAUUGGCAUCCAUAUAUCUACCAUCUACAUGUGUAUAUGUGAUCUGGGGGUUUUAGUGGGGAUUAUUCGCCAGUGUAAUACAAUGGAGCUGUAUGAAUCGCCAAGGAACUAUUUUCUGAGUCUGAUAAAUGUGGCUUGGGAAGUGUUGGUGGCGUAG